Messenger RNA from Triticum dicoccoides, 3587 nucleotides. RefSeq lists its product as uncharacterized. NCBI's taxonomy places the organism in Eukaryota, Viridiplantae, Streptophyta, Magnoliopsida, Poales, Poaceae. The record is from RefSeq and is a predicted model, not a curated record. Bases 2897 to 3337 code for a protein of 146 amino acids. The transcript is spliced from 4 exons.
UCGGUCGUCUCCAGCGCCGCCGCCGCUUCCUGGAGCGGCCCUCCUGUUCGUCGUCCUCCCUCGGGUCCGCCGCGAGCAGCGGCCCUCCAUUUCGUUCGCCCGCCCAUCCCCUGCCUGGGCCCGCCACCACCUUCCAAUCUCCCCCUGCGCAGAUCUGGGGCUGAAGAGGAACAACGAGAUGGGGAUCUGCUUCUUGGUGGAUAAACUGCGAAGCCUGCGCGGGCAGAUGGCCGUUAUGGUGGCUGGCCCCUUAUUGCCUGUGCUUGCCGUUGCUUUUCUCGUCUAAUUGCUGUCGUGCAGUGUGAUGUUGCUUGUGCUUGGGUGCUGCUUCUAGCUACAGGCUACUGCUGGCGCGAGCUGCUGCUGCUUUUGUUGCCUCUGCUAGUGUUUGCCGUGAUUCCUGCUCCUGAUAGCUGCUAGUGCUUGUCAAGAUUUGUUAUAGGAUGUCAACUUGUGAUUGUGAUUGUUGUUUAUUUCUGGCUGCUCUUUGUCUACGCUCCAUGAAAAUUGUUCCUAGCUGCUCCCCCACCCUUGCAUGUUUCCUCCCAGACAUGAUUUGUAUAGUUGUAAGUUGAUGUAGAUUAAGAGCCAAUAUAUUGGAUUUGGUGACAUAAAAGGUGACUGAAAUUUUGGUAUCUCAAGGAAUACAACGACAGCUAGUACAUGACAUAUCGGCUGAACAUCGAGAAAUGGCACUUCCUUUUCUAAUUAGUUGCACAAAUUCAGGAAUACAAGUACAAUGCUGCUAAUGUGCAAUUGCAACUGCUCUCAGUUUUGGCAUCUCUAGGUAUUUUUGGGUAGCGGCAGUCUUUGUUCUUGUUCUUGCGUAUCCUUAAGUAUUGCUUGCUCUUUGAAUAUUGCUAAUAGAUAUCUAUUCUGGACGUACGAAGUUGCACUCAACUUGUGCAUUAUUUUGCAGUGCAUGUCACUUUUAUUGCGACCAUAUAUCACACACCAUUGUAGAUGAAUAAACAAGGCAGCUGAAAAGUAAAUUGCAUAACCUGAUAACCCUAAUUUAUAUACUGCUUUGCAAUUUUAUUUGAAUAUUGUGCAAAGCAUAUUUUCUUGUCUCGAAUUCAUCAUGUCAUUUUUCGCAGGCCCUAUAGCUGGUUUCUGUUGGGCUUGGGAUAUCUGACUUGAUUAUAUUUAUUUAGCCCGUUAUAAAUUGUUCAAUCUGUAUCUGGUGUUCUUAAGGUAGUAUAUCUGGUUUUUGUUGGGGUACCUAACUUUCUUUGUUUUUUCUGUAAUAUGACGGUUCUUCCUCUGAUGCAAGCUUAAACAUGGCGGUGCUACUGUGGUGCCAUGUCUGCCUUGUUCUCUAGGGUACUAAGGACCCCUUUUGGAGUUUUUCCCUCCAUGUGCCAUCAGCCUGCUUGCUGCCAUAGUGAUAAUUCGAUAUCUCAAGGAAUACAUUGACAGCUAGUAGAUGAUAUAUCACCUGAACAUCUACUACUACUAUCGGCAUGCCUGGCUCACUAGUGAUUAGGAGCCAUGCUUGCUGCCUCCGCACGCCGGAUUGCUGCUGAUCCCAUCACUGGGGAAGGCCUCAUCUGCUUCCUGUCGCUUACAACCCGUACCUGCAGUCGUUCACGCAAGGCACCAGCCAGAAAUGGUGUCAAACAACUUAAUACAGCUAUUUGGAUGUUUCUGUUUUUUUUUUUGCGGGGUUGGACGUUUCUGUUCUAGUUGAUCAGAAGAUAAAUGACUGGCUUGUGGCUUUGAUCUGAAGUCUAUUUGUUAAUGCCUGGAAAGAGCAUGGCACCGCAGGGUAGCUAUACUGCUUGGGCUGUGGUUACAAGUAGAACACGAAAACAAAUAUGGUUUCGUUUGUGCUAAAAAGCUAUUAGUCACCUCUUCAUCUUCAUUUCUUUUCAAGCUGCAUGAUUGUACGUACUGAAACACCAAUAGUCCAAGACUAUAUUCCCUAUUAUCUUGGUAUGGGCAUCAAAAUCUCUAUAGAAAGUUGUUGGAGGGUAAUAAUGCGAUUGAUUAACUGUGGGCAGUAGGGGCUCUCUACUUGGUCUAUGGAGACAGGAAACGAUAAUGACUGUUGAAUUUACAGUACCUUGAUGUUGAAUUUACAAGAUGCUGAUGUUGGAUUUACUGUCUUGUAGCUUUUGUAAUUUACAGUAGCUCCACAAAGUUUGUGACUGUUGUUUGUACAGUGAGCUGAUAUUGAAUGCUUGAUCACAUGAAUUAGUCUGAAUGCAUAUUUACAGUACUCUUAUGUUGAAUUUAUAGUAUGCUGAUGGUGGAUUUACUGUCCUAUAUAUUCUGUAAUUUAUAGUAGCUCCAUAUAGUGCCAUUGCUGUUUGUACAGUUAGUUGAUAUAGAAUGCUUGAUCACAUGAAUUUGUAUGAAUGUAUAUUACAGUUUCCUGAUGUUUAAUUUAUAAUACAUUGAUGAUGGAUUUACGGUCCUAUAGCUUCUGUAAAUUUCAGUAGUUCCUAAAAGUUUGUGACUGCUGUUUUUUACAGUGAGCUGAUAGUGAAUUUUCCAGAGGCCACCUCUUUCUGAGAACACCAUCACUACGUUGCACUCUGAUUUUGCUCUAACUGUUGUCCUCCUAAUAGGCAUUAUACUUUUGCUUUCUACUUCUUUUGUUUUGCCAUGUUUGUUACACUUCAUCGUGAUUCUUGUAUAUUAGUGUUUUUCUUCUUGUUUGUUGUUCUCGAUGCUGCAACGGUAGUGACUGAAAAUCCAGCAACAUUCGAAUAAAAGUUGAAGAAUUCCUGUCCUUCUUCUCUUGUCUUGAACUCCAUGCCAGGUGCGGCUUUAUAAUGCUCUCAGUGUUCAUGACAUUUCCUUCUUGUGCUGCAGUAUUUUUAUUUUCCAAGAAAUUCUCAAUAACCUCUUCAUUUAAAUACUCAUCUUCCUUUUCAGUCUGCUAUAACUGAUGGUUAUCUAUGCUAUUCUCAGCUUCAUUAUUACUCUCUGCGUGCUCCAAUGUGGCACAUUGUCUGAAGUGUAUGAAUUUCCGUGUAACAUGAUGGAUCCUUCAUCUUCAGCUACCUAUAACAAGUGUUGUCAAAAAGUCCUACAUCCCAGGGAUUUGAAGAAGCUGGAUCAAUACUCGCUUCAUCUCCUUGUGUUAGUUGCAGGACCUGCAAACAUGGUAGAAGGAAUUCUUCGUCAUUCUGAGUUGCAUGCCCAUCUCAACUUACUAAGGCAGGCAGCGUAUAACCCUGCUCCUCCAGUGUGCAUUGGCAGCAAGAAAGAAAGUAGGUUUCUAGCGAGGAGUUUCUUCCACAAGUAUCAACUUGAGAUCUUUGAUGAUGCCAUGAGAAUUUUGGGUUCUCUUCCAAAAGUGUGCGAAGAAGAACAAAACUGUCAAUAAUCUAGAGAAGGUUGUGAGUAGUGACCUGGCAGUGUUGCCUUUUGGGCCCUUGCGUUGAUUGCUCAUGGAUCAUAGAGCGCACAGGUCAUACAAACACGUGUCACAUUUGUAGUGCAUGAUAAAAUUGAUUGAAUGUCUCUUUAUUUUGAGUCAAAGUUUUUGCCCGUUGGACAUGUGACAUACAGACAGAUAGGAGUCAGAUUGUUACUGGUUGGCAUAUUUGAUUGAAGGCCAGUUCAAUUUCAGUGAA